AUGGCGGGUAGGUUGUUGCUGUGCAAACGUUCUCAACACCUGCCCGAGACAUUGCAACUGUAUAAUGACGUGAUAUCCAAAAACGUGAACGAGCUAUAUCAACGAUUGAUGUCAGGCUAUCGGUUAGACGUGAAUUUGCCUGAAUCGUCCACGAUAGACUUGCAGGUUCUCAAGGACGUGUACAUUCGUCUAGUCAACCAGUAUCCAGGAGAUUGUGGUUGUUUCAGUCUAUUCUUUCUGAAUCUUGUUCGGCUUGAACCUGGGCAAUCUGUUUUCCUUGAGGCGAACCUUCCUCAUGCUUAUAUUUCCGGUGACUGCGUUGAAUGUAUGGCCUGUUCGGAUAAUGUUGUUCGUGCGGGUCUGACUCCCAAAUUUAAGGAUGUGGACUGUCUACUGUCCAUGUUGCAGUACGAGCCACGUACCCAAAACAAAGUUAUAUUUUCACCUAAGCGGCGCUUGAUAUACGCUCCCCAUUCGGAAGUCACUGGUGGUCAAAGUGAAUUACCAACAAUCUUGACCUAUGCCCCUCCAGUAGAAGAAUUUGCUGUCGACCGCAUAUGGGUAAGUGGUGGUCGUUUAAACCUUACUUGA
Messenger RNA from Echinostoma caproni, 591 nucleotides. Lineage: Eukaryota; Metazoa; Platyhelminthes; Trematoda; Plagiorchiida; Echinostomatidae. The record is from the annotation of a GenBank genome assembly.